AUAUACCUAAUGCUAAGAAUAAGACUAGACCUUGCUUAUACUAUAUCUAUAGUUAGCCGCUACUUUAGCAAUCUAGAUAAUAUAUAUAAGCAAGCAGUUAAAUAUAUCCUUAAAUACAUACAGGGGAUAAAAGAGCUAUGCCUAGUGUGUUAA
Trichoderma citrinoviride is the source of this 153-nucleotide messenger RNA. RefSeq lists its product as hypothetical. The annotation marks the transcript as partial. The record is from RefSeq and is a predicted model, not a curated record. NCBI's taxonomy places the organism in Eukaryota, Fungi, Ascomycota, Sordariomycetes, Hypocreales, Hypocreaceae. The transcript has a single exon.